GCAGUCCUGUGUGCAGUCCUGUGUGAGUACAUGUACAUGUACAUGUAUAUACAGUGGUACUGUGUGUACCAGGGCGUGGCCCAUGAUUUAAAAAGCCAGUUUAUCCUGCAAACUGGCUUUUCCCUGUGGGAAUAGAGAAUUCCUAGGUUCUUGGUGAACCAGAUAGCUUGUUCUGUGUGAACAACAGUUAGCCAACUCCCAAGACUAGCUCACGGUCUACCGAGAGAGUCAGGAGGAAUAUUCGGAACCGAGUCCUGUGUGGACCGUCAGGCAUCGAGCCAGAUUCCAAGGCCCGGAGAAGUCACCCAAGUUCCCCAAGCCCGGAGUUCAUCCGCCUUAGUGGGAUCGUCAAAGCGCCGGAGGGAUGUUGUGUGUGUGACUGGUGCUCCAAAUCGACCACCCGUGUCACAAGUGUGAGCUUUGAACACAGCAAGUCCUUCAAAAGGUUUUGAACAGUGACUGUUUAGGGGGGGUAAUUGCAUUUGUUUUGGGGUAUUGGAAACGGCCGUGUAACACAUAAUACAGGAUCCUUAUAAUGCCAUGAUAUAAUUGAGUAUCCGUCACUCAAAGUAUAAGUAAUUCAUAUAGUGGCAUAAUUCAAUUGAAAUAAUUUGUACAUAGUAAAUUUCCGUUUGUUUAAUAUAUUUAUUUGUCGUAAUUAAAUAGUAUUUUGUCUUGAUCAUACACAUUUUGCCGUCCGGAGUUUGAUUUUCUGUCCUGCUAAUUUGUCAAAUAUAUCCACUACUGUCCUCCAUGGGAAAAACAGACCCAUGGUGUGACAAAUGGGGGCUUGUCCGGGAAUCGAAUGCGAAUUUUGUCGUAGUGGAUGUGUUUGACUGAAAUUAGUAGACAGUAAAAUUUAACCAGGGAAAUACACUAGUUGUAAAUAAGUUGCGUAGGUUCAAGUGGAGUAUAGAGACUCUGUUCAUGGGCUAUUGAUAGGGUCUGUCUCUGAUAUAGAAACCUAUGUCCUAGCCCCUUUGCUUCCUUUACACAGUGUGAUUGCGCUAAAUUGUUGAUCUAUUCAACCAAAGGGGACAAUUGUUCCUAUUGACAGAAGUGAUUUGAUUUUUUUGUGGCUUGUAGACAUUCUCACUCGAAAUUGUUGAUCGGUGCAGAGUUGCGUUGGUGAUCAUUUCGAUAGGGUCGAAUCGCGGACGCUGCGCAAAUACGGAAAGUGUCACGCAGGCGAAGUAUAGAGUGUUCAAUGUCCCAUAUGCAUAACUUGUGUAGUUCUGUACUGUUGAUCACUCUGUUGCUAAUUAACAUGGAGUUUGAGAGUUUUAUCAAGAUAGGACAGGAGAUAGGUCUUGAAGGAAUGGAGCUGGUCCAGUUUGCUCGUGAGCGAGAGCAAUUACAGGAAAAGAAACAGCGGGAACACUACGAGAGGGAAGAACGCAGAAUUGAACGGGAGGAGAAGCAACAGGUAAGAGAACAUGAACGUGAAAUGAAGGCAUACGAAUUGCGAAUAGUGCAGGAACAUGCCCCUGUUAGUUCCGACCCUGGAGCUUCAAGUACAUUUAGGUACCCUCGAAGCUCUGCGAAAACCCCCAAACUUCCUUGUUUUAAUGAUCAAACAGAUGACAUGGAUGCCUACCUCCGACGAUUUGAACAGUUUGCGGAACUGAACAGUUGGCCUGAAGAAGAGUGGGGCCUGUCACUUAGUGCCCUUCUCAAAGGUAAAGCUUUGGAAGUGUUUUCAAGGUUACCAGUAGAAAAGGCUAAGGAUUUCUCAGAGAUUAAAACUGCUCUUUUGAAUCGUUUCAGACUAACAGAGGAAGGAUUUAGGCUGAAGUUUAGAACAUCAAAGCGGGAAACUGGUGAGCGAUACGCUCAGUUUGCUGACCGGUUGAAAGGAUACGUGGAAAGGUGGGUAGAGUUAGGGAAAAUAGAGAAAUCUUACGAUAAGGUUGUAGACCUUUUUGUUUCUGAACAGAUCCUGGAAGUGGCAGACAAGGACCUCGCACUCCACGUGAAAGAACGGAAGCCGAAGGACCUUGCCGAACUGACGGACAUCGCUGACCACUACAUGGAGGCUCAUGAUUGGUUGAAGAAGAAACCAGAUGUGGUGAGACCAAAAACGCACCCACCUAGGUACCAAUCCCAGACCACAGGUAAGAGUAACAGUCACAAAAGUUCACCCAGUCCAAAUGAAAAUUCACAUGCAAACAGACGAUGUUACAAAUGUGGUAAAACUGGCCAUAUUGCUCAGUACUGUAGAACCAAUCCAGCUAAUGCCCAACCGUCCAGUAAGUCCAACAAAGUUGCAGGUUUGAAGGUGGAAACUGAAAGUAAGGAACCAUCCCAGACUGGAGCUGCCUGCCUGAACAUGACAGUGACGCCGACGGAGGAAGUUGAGAAGACUGAUGUCCCGCAGGCUAGUGACAAGGCAUUUCCAUUCAUCAGUGCUGCAUGUACCAUUGAGCCAUCCAUGCCGGUGAGGAAAGGAGUAGUUGGUGAGUUACCUGUAACAGUCCUCAGAGAUACAGGGUGUAGCACAGUUGUUGUCCGUAGAGACAUAGUUCGUGAUGACAACUUGACAGGUCGCAUUCAACCAUGUAUCCUUUUAGAUGGAACAGUCCGGCGAGUGCCAGUGGCCCAGAUAGAUGUGAAUACUCCCUUUUUCAUUGGGCACGUUGAAGCUUUAUGCAUGGAUAAUCCAUUGUAUGAUUUGAUUAUUGGAAAUGUGACAGGAGCAAGAGAUCCACAAAGUCCAGAUGAGUCUUGGCAGCCUCCUUCAUCUCAGAGAGUGAAAGUGGAGACAGCAACGACCGUGACAGAUGAGAAACCAGGUGGUGCAGUGGAAACUCGUGGUAUGAAGGUUCGGAAGGAGAGGGCUUUCCAACCACUAGUGGUGAUGGAGACUGAUGGGGAGACGGUGUCAAAAGAGGAGAUUUUGUUGGCACAACAACAGGACCCUACUCUGGCUAAGUUGUGGAAGCAUGUUGACAACCAAGACCCACCCCGUGUGUCUGGUAAGGCUAAUGUUUCGAAAUAUGUCAAGCAUAGAGGUCUGUUGUACAGAGAGUUUCAGUCCCCUAAAGUCGACAGAGGUAGAAUCAUAAAGCAGCUGGUAGUUCCUCAGAAGUAUCGGGGUAAGGUGUUGAAGCUUGCUCAUGACUCCCCUCUAGCUGGUCAUCUAGGUAUCAAGAAGAAGACUGAUAAAUUGUGUUUGAGUUUUUACUGGCCAGGAGUUUCUGGUGAUGUGCAGAGGUACUGCAGGUCAUGCGACAUCUGCCAGCGGACAGUGUCAAAAGGACGAGUUGGAAAGGUGUCACUGGGAGAAAUGCCACUGAUUGAUACCCCCUUCAAGCGUAUAGCCGUUGAUCUGGUGGGACCCAUACAUCCAAUAACCGACCGAGGUAACAGGUAUAUUUUGGUGGUGGUGGAUUAUGCAACGCGGUACCCCGAGGCUGUAGCUCUUCCUCGAAUAGAGUCUGAGAGAGUGGCGGAAGCCUUGCUGGAGGUAUAUUCAAGGUUGGGGAUUCCACAAGAGGUACUGACAGAUAUGGGAACCCAGUUUACAUCUGAGGUCAUGAGGGAAGUGGGAAGACUACUGACGAUCAAGCAGCUCACUACGACCCCCUAUCAUCCCAUUUGCAAUGGCUUAGUUGAGCGAUUUAACGCUACCUUGAAGAAAAUGCUGCGACGGAUGUGUGCAGAAAGGCCAAAGGAUUGGGACAGGUUUCUUCCGGCUUUGUUGUUUGCGUACCGAGAGGCUCCACAAGAAAGCUUAGGAUUUUCUCCCUUUGAGCUGAUGUACGGCAGGUCGGUGAAGGGACCUCUCUCCAUCCUACAGGAUAUCUGGUCAGAGGACACGGUAGAUGAAGACAUCAAAACUACCUACCAGUAUGUUGUUGAUAUGCGUGAGAGAUUGCAGUCUACCUGUGAGCUGGCAAGAGAUGAAUUGGCGAAGGCGUCAAAACGGUACCGGAGGUACUACAAUGCCAAGGCCCGUGAUAGGCGAUUUAGAGCAGGAGACAGGGUUCUUAUUUUGAGACCAACUGAUCACAACAAGCUGUUAAUGCAGUGGACAGGUCCAUACCCGGUAGUGAGACAAGUUGCGAAGCAUGACUACGUGAUUCAGGUAAGAGACAAAGAACGGACCUACCAUGCCAACCUCUUAAAGCUGUACGUGGAACGAGGUCGGUCUGAUGAAGUCACCCAGGUUGAGGUGUUGGCUAUGGCAGGAGUUGGGUUUGUUGUGGAGGAUCCAGAUGAGGAAGAUGGGUUGGAUGAAGUUGUUCUCCCGCCGGUAGAGGCAAAGGAAGACAUGAGUGAUGUUCAUCUUGGGGAAAACUUGGACGAUGCUCAAAGAGCCGAUGUUGAUGAAAUUCUGCAGCGGUACACACCGGUUCUCACUGAUUUGCCAGGUAAGACUCACAUUAUUGAACAUACAGUUCAUCUUACCACAGAUGUUCCCAUAAGGUCAAAACCCUACCCCACACCCCAAGCUACGCGUGAAGUCAUCAAGAAAGAGAUCGACUCAAUGCUGAAAUUAGGAGUCAUUGAACAUUCGGAGUCACCUUACGCUUCUCCUAUAGUUUUGGUAAGAAAACCCGAUGGCUCUAAUCGUUUUUGCAUUGAUUACAGGAAGAUAAACAACAUCACUGUUUUCGAUCCAGAGCCCAUCCCGAAUGCUGAUGAUCUGAUGGCAAGGCUUGGGACAGGAAAGUUCUUUUCCAAAUUAGAUUUAUCUAAAGGGUAUUGGCAGGUGCCGAUUGCAGACGAGGACAAGAAGAAGACAGCAUUUGUGACAGCUGAAGGGUUGUACCAGUUUAGAGUGUUGCCAUUUGGCAUGGUGAACGCUCCAGCGCUCUUCUCUAGGAUGAUGAGAAAGCUGUUACAAGGACAAGAACAUGUCAUUAAUUAUAUUGAUGAUGUUUUGAUUUAUACAGAUACAUGGGUUAGACAUCUACAGGUACUGAAGGAAGUUCUGCAAAGAUUGCAAACAGCAGGGUUGACGGCACGACCUUCAAAGUGUUACAUUGGUUGCAAAUCUCUUGAAUUUCUAGGUCACAUCGUUGGAAAUGGAGUGCUGAGACCACGACCAGGCAAGGUGGAACAGAUAGUUCAUGCUGCGAGACCGGUGAGUAAGAAAGAAGUAAGAUCAUUCAUAGGACUGCUGAGUUACUACCGGAAAUUUGUGCCUAAUUUUGCCGCCAUUGCUGCCCCGUUGACUGACCUGACCAGAAAAGGUGCACCAAAUAGUGUGCAAUGGGGAGCAUCGCAAGAGCAAUCAUUCAGAACUCUGAAAUCCCGUCUAGAAUCAGAGCCUAUUCUGAGUCUUCCAGAUCCUGAUAAGCCCUAUAUUCUUGCGGCAGACGCCUCUGAGGUAGGAAUAGGCGCAGUUCUGAUGCAAGAGCGCGAUGGUACAAAGCACCCAGUAAGCUAUGCGAGUAGGAAGCUGCUGCCGCGUGAACGCGCGUACUCGACAAUUGAACGAGAAUGUCUCGCGCUAGUUUGGGCGAUCUCCAAAUUUCACAUAUAUUUGUAUGGCAGAGAGUUCGUAUUGGAGACAGACCAUCACCCAUUGUCAUACUUAACCAAAGCCAAGGUUAACAACAAUCGAGUGAUGAGGUGGGCCCUCAGCCUGCAACCAUAUAGGUUCAUCAUUAGAGCGAUUAAAGGUUCACAAAAUGUAGGACCAGACUUCCUCAGUAGAUGUACGAUGUAAAUACAUGUAGACACUAGUAUGUGACAAGUUCUGUAAAUUACUGAUUUCCAGAGAUGAUGAUAAAUGGUGUGUAUCAUCUUAAGUGAUGUAGAUGUACGAUGUAAAUACAUGUAGACACUAGUAUGUGACAAGUUCUGUAAAUUACUGAUUUCCAGAGAUGAUGAUAAAUGGUGUGUAUCAUCUUAAGUGAGGGGCUGAUGUCACAAAGUGUGAUUCAUAUUUUUAAAUAAUGUUUCAAUUUUUGUAUUUAUCAUUGUGUUUAUUAAUGUAAUUAAUUAUGGGAUUUUCACUUAUACAUUUAUUUUAGCACAAGUUAAUUUAAUU
Molecule: messenger RNA, 6001 nt
Organism: Patiria miniata (bat star)
Lineage: Eukaryota; Metazoa; Echinodermata; Asteroidea; Valvatida; Asterinidae
Exons: 2
Coding region: 1208-5677 (1489 amino acids)
Biological process (GO): DNA integration
Molecular function (GO): nucleic acid binding; zinc ion binding
Source: RefSeq, a predicted model, not a curated record